Stereum hirsutum FP-91666 SS1 is the source of this 1299-nucleotide messenger RNA. RefSeq lists its product as uncharacterized. NCBI's taxonomy places the organism in Eukaryota, Fungi, Basidiomycota, Agaricomycetes, Russulales, Stereaceae. Bases 12 to 1166 code for a protein of 384 amino acids. The transcript has 5 exons. Gene Ontology annotation, cellular component: 90S preribosome; nucleus. The record is from RefSeq and is a predicted model, not a curated record.
CUACCAUCAUCAUGUCCCAGCACGGCGACGACCUCGAGGACGACUUUGUGCCGGAUGAUACUGUUGCGCUCUCUGAUGACGGGGACGCAGCGUCCAUAGUGGGUGACCCGGACGAUAUUGCCAAUCUGCUCAGCGCGGACGAGGACGAGGACGAGGGCGCGGAGGAGCAGCAGAAGCAGCAGGCGAGCGCAGAGAAGAAGAGGAAGAGGAGAGAGAAGGAAAAGGAGAGGAAGCUCAAAAAACGCAAGCUCGCGGAGGAAUCAGGCACUGCGAACGACCGUUCCUCGUCCCCUUCCUCCUCCUCGCUCAUAGCCGCCCAGCCACCACAUAGGAUCGCAGAGUAUCUCGCUUCGAUGCAGGCAAAGUCAUUCCCCAAGAUGUCCGCCCUCGAGCUCCAGGACAGACAGAUACCAGGUAGAGAGCUCAAUAGCGGAUACGACCUCAUGGAAGGGAUCGAGGACUUUGGAAGACUUGGUCCAGUUUAUAGUACAAAGUACGCUACUCCGUCACCCACCCACCCCACUCCUUUCAUCUCCCCGGUCCCAACGCUCCACACCCGCCUCUCACAACGCACCAAAUCCCCCGGUUCGCCCACCCUCCUGGUCCUAACCUCCGCCGCCUUGCGCACCGCGGACAUGACACGGGCCCUCAAGAGCACUGUCUCGCGCGCUAGCCUCCCUUUGCCCAGCGACAAGAGCGCACCCACCGGAAUCGAGAAGAGCGCUCCCACCGGAAUCGACAAGAGCGCUCCCACCGGAAUCGACAAGAGCGCUCCCACCGGAAUCGAGAAGAGCACGCCCACCGGAAAGAGUGACGAGAAGAAGGGUGAGGCCUCCAUCCGCCUCUUCACCGAAAAAAGCGGCGAAGUCGCAAAGCUCUUCGCGAAACACUUCAAGCUCGACGAACACGUCCGCUAUUUAUCCAAGACGAAGGUGGGCGCCGCGGUGGGCACGCCUGGACGGGUAGGCAAGCUGUUGUGCGAGACUGACUCCCUAAAAACAACAGCCCUAACCCACAUCAUCCUCGAUACCACCCACAUCGACACCAAGAAGCGCUCAUUGCUCGAUAUUCCAGAGACGAGGGACGAGGUGUUCAGGACUGUGUUGGGCGCGCCUAGUGUUAGGGAGGGGAUUCGGGAGGGGAGGAUCAGUGUUGUGUUGUUUUGAGGUGAGGUGAGGUGAGGUUGGGUGGGGUGGGGGGAGGGGGGGAGGGAUGUUUGGGGAGAGGAGGGGGGGUGGAUGAUGUAGCCUACUCAAUUACUCUUCUUUUCACUCACAUUGCAUUUGACGUUCACCACAC